CAUUGAAAUGACGGCCAUAGCAGUUUACCUAGUCACGCGAGAAAAAAAAUGUGAAUUAACGAAUUGAAUAUUCUUUGUUUUAAUUGCCUUCAAAGACUUAUUAAACUAAUUUUUGGUGAUAAUUAAAGAGUGCAAUACAGCGGGCGCCUGUUAAACAUGUUGUUAAAGGAGUUUUGGUGGGAAAACACGAUGAAUUCCAUCGUAAUAAACUAAUUUGUGAAACGAAUAAAAAAAGUGCUUUUUUGUGCUAUACAACUCAACAUCAGGCCAACAAAAUGAAUCACCACGGCAACAUGGAGAUGGAUCCGUUGAGCUACGACUACCCAGCGUACAACUACCAAGCUCCAACGUACCCGUACCCAAACAAGCUGCAAGCAAUGUACCAUGCGUACGCACAAACAAACACAAACUUCGUCCCAACCACGCACAACACACAUCACACUACGCACAACAUUCCGGAACCCGUCAAACCAGCCCCCCCACCACCAACAUCACAAACCGAAGUCAAAGAGGUCAGCAGUAACGAUAACGUAACACAACCAACGAGUAAGAGAAAAAAGAAAGAAAAGAAAGGAGAAAAAAGCACUUUCUGUUCCCAGAAGAUAACGGAUGCUUCGUUCAAGUUCUACGGUUGUUCCGUAUGUAAUAUAAGUUACAGUGCGUUACAUGAACUGGACCAGCAUGUCACUAUACACAAGAAUAGGUUGACAAGCUACCGUCUCCGUCUCCGUAACCAAUUUAAAAAGAAACAAAUAAAAAAGGAGAAGAAAAAACUUAAAAAGUUAUCUAAAAUUAAGAAAGAAUCGGAGCUGGACGUUGAAAUCAAACCAGAAGACGGUUACAUAGGCAACGAGAAGGCCGCAGACUUUGUAACGAAUAAUGAAAUAGAGAAUAAUAGUAAUGUAAAUAACGGUAACAGUGUAAUAGAUAAUCAAAGUAGUCAAUUUAAUUCGGUGAACGGUGAUGUUAGUUCUGUAAAUAAUAGUUUAAAUAGUGUUGGUCAGUGUAACGGAGUGGAUAGGGUUAGCGAUAAGGGUGUGAACGAGACGGAGAUGAACGAUAUGGAGAAGAUCUACAAGUGCUUUGCGUGCAAUAAACAGUUCACACUCAGUUACUACCUCAAGCUGCAUGUGCGGUCACAUACAGACGAGAAGCCGUACACGUGCGCGGCGUGCGGGCAGUCGUUCAUCACGGCGAGCAAGCUGGGCCGCCACAACAAGCGCAUCCACCUCGCCGAGCGGUACCAGUGCCGCAUCUGCUUCAAGAUAUUCUCCAAGUUCGAAUUGUUGACGGCGCACUUCGACAAAACGCAUCCUGAGGACAAAUUGGAGGGAGAGCCUUAUGAUUACAACGCGAUCCUCCCUUACCUCAAAGAAUUAGAAGAACAGCUGCAACUAGACGAAGCGAAACACAGCACGGACAGUACACAGCAUACACAGCAUACACAGAGUACACACGAUACACAGAGUACACACAACCUGUGGGACGUGCCUGUGGUGUUGGAGGCAGGACUGACGGAGCCUGCGCCCCCUGAUAUCAAGGAAGAGGUACUAGACGAUGACCAAAAGGACACGAUACCGAAGGUAGAAGUGAUGAUGGAGGAAGUAAAGCUGGACUGUGACGUCAGGGUCAAGGAGGAGCUGCUCGACGAGGAUACAGGGGGGAGCGGGGAUGUGGGGGGUACGGGGGACCACGGGGAUAGCGACGGGGGGGACGCGGUGGAGGAUGGUGGUGAUGAUGUGGGCGAUGUCAAGAAUGAAGACAGCGACGGAUCAGACUCGGACUACUUCCCGAGCAACACGUGGGCCGCGGCCCCGCCGGCGUCGCCGGGGGCCCGGGGGCAGGGCCGGGGCCGGGGCCGGGGCCCUGGGGCCCGCACGUGCCCGGUGUGCCAGAAGUCGGUGAGCAGCGCGUCGUACAUGCGCGUGCACCUGCGCACCCACUCGGGGGAGCGGCCCUACGCCUGCAGCCACUGCGGCCGCGGGUUCAUCACCAGCUCCAAGAUGCACCGACAUGUCCUCACGCACCAGACCGAUAAAGGCGACGUCAAAGAGGAGGGUGAGACCAAAGAGGAGGCGAGCGAGAAAGAGACAGCAGAAGAAGAGAAAGAUAAAAAACCAGUAAAGAAGCGAGGUCGUAAGGCGAAGGCCCAGGUUCAGGCCCCGGCUGAGGAAGGAGAGAAGCGCCGGAAGCAUCAGAAGCGACCUCAUGCGUGCGAGUACUGCAAUCAGAAGUUCCUUCACCUGAAAAUGUUGGAAGUGCACCGCGCUACGCACGCGGAGUCGGAGCGGGUGCUGCGCUGCCAGUACUGCCUGGCGGAACUGGCGGACCUGGCCGACAGGGCGCAGCACGAGGCGCAGCAUACAGGACCGAAGCCCUACCUCUGUACUAUAUGUGGGAAGACGUACAAGAAACGAGAAACUAUGAUGUACCACCGCAAGCGUCACUCUGCGGGGCUGACGUACGUGUGCGAGGUGUGCUCGCGCGUGUUCCCGGCGGCGUGCAAGUUGCGCGCGCACGCCCGCACGCACGCGGCGCGCUACGUGCUGCGCUACGAGUGCCCCGUGUGCGCGCACAUGUUCCACACGCGCUACCACGUGCACAUGCACCUGAACACGCACCAGCGCGAGGGGCUGGUGGCGCCGCACCAGCGCGCGCAGCUGCUGGCCAUGGUGCUGCACAACGCGCGCAAGAUCCCGCAGCACGGCGCGCCCGCGCUCUCCGCGUCCGUGCCGGCCGACGAGCGGUCCCGCGUCUGCAACAUCUGCGGCGAGGUGUUCCAGCACUUCUACUACCUGGAGGAGCACCUCAAGAGCCACGGCUCCCGCAUCGCGCUCGAGGACUUCGACCGGCCCGAGGACAAGAAGUACGUCUGCCCCGUCUGCAACAAGGGCUUCAAGCUGCACUACUACCUGAAGCUGCACAGCUUCACGCACUCCAAGGAGAAGCCGUUCAUCUGCCAGCAGUGCGGGAAGGGCUUCAUCACCAAGGGGAAGCUCAAGAGGCACCUGGAGACGCACACGGGCCUGAAGAAGUACCAGUGCCACAUCUGCUGCAAGUUCUUCACCCGGCCGAGCUACCUGCGCAUCCACAUCCGCACCAUCCACGGCACCCAGGACUACAACUUCCGCCUGGACAAGGCGUACGCGCUGGACGCGCUGCCCGCGCUGCCCGCGCCCACGCCCACGCCCACGGCCACGCUCUAGCCCACUGUCCCAGACACCCGUUGUUGAUUUUGUAAACAUUGCAUUAUAUUCUCUAUUUUACA
Molecule: messenger RNA, 3268 nt
Organism: Spodoptera frugiperda (fall armyworm)
Lineage: Eukaryota; Metazoa; Arthropoda; Insecta; Lepidoptera; Noctuidae
Product: zinc finger protein 624
Exons: 11
Coding region: 276-3206 (976 amino acids)
Biological process (GO): regulation of transcription by RNA polymerase II
Cellular component (GO): nucleus
Molecular function (GO): DNA-binding transcription factor activity, RNA polymerase II-specific; RNA polymerase II transcription regulatory region sequence-specific DNA binding
Source: RefSeq, a predicted model, not a curated record